AUGGACGCUGCAAGUAAGUUUUUGUAGAGAACUAUUGAAUUCUUACAAACAACUUUGAAUAUUGUAGAGUUCCAACACGAUCGUGAUCUGAUAUCAUCCACUUCGGCGACGUAUUCGCAAAAACGGACGGUCCCCCGAAGUUUGGCCUCAUUUUUAGGCCGUCCCGUCUUUAUUCUGGCCUGUGAACCGGACAGAGCUUCGCGCGUGAAAACAGUCAUCGACGUCACUUUUCUUAUAAAUCAGGCGGCUGAUAUUCUCAAAAAUGUACGUUUUUUUUGUUUCAAACGUAUCGAUAAACUUGUAUGCGCAUUUUUAGGGUGACACCAAAAAAUACAUUGCUCACAAUAGUCUGGAAAAAAUGACGAUGAAGUUUGGCGAUUUGAGAAAGGCGCACAGUGAUUUGAAGGUGACCCUUGUUACACAAUUUAUCUCAGCUGUCAUUAAAGAUAUCAAAAAGUUGUCAACUGAUAAAAUGUUCAUCGAAACAUUUUGUACAUUUUAUCAGUUGACCACUUUUCGAUAUCUCCACCGGCAGCUGAGAUACGCCGUUUCCAAUGGACCCUUUUUUCAGUCCAUAAAAGUGUUGGGACUGAACGAAUGCAUGGCUUUUUGGGAGCAAGAUUUCCUCUCCGCCGCCACGUGGCUCACCCACUUUGAUGAGUUUCAAGAGCUUCCGUCGAGCGUCAAAGUGAGCCAUUUUUUGAAAUUUUUCUGAAAUUGUUUCCGGCAGAUGCAAAUCCUAAAAGUCGGCUGGAUUCUGUGGGGACGCUUGGAUAAACUGGCCAAAACUGCGGAGCACCGGCGGAAGAAGCUGUUCGGAGAAACGUAUUUUAUGAUCGGAGAGGACGUGUGUCUCGACCUGGAGCAGUUCGACGUCGACAUUUCCUGGUGUACCAAUUACAGCAAAGAGCAGUUGCAAUUGUGAGUGCCGUUUUCCAACCGGACACUUUGCAACUGAAACGAUUUUGACUUUAUCGCAUCUUUGGAGGCCUGUAUCUUGGGAACCAAUGACGAUUGCGAAAAGUGAUCAACCGCAAAGUUUUUGCAAAUUUUGUUCUAAAUAACUUUAUAGGCAACUAUUUUUUACCAAAAAGAGUCACUUUUGAGUUAUGACCUUUCCUACAAACAGUGUCCACAAGAGCGAGUUUGGAAGCCUAUAUCUCGAGAACCGAUCAUCAUUUCAAAAAGUGGUGAACUGAAAAAUUGUUGCAAAUUUUGUGCUUAACAACUUUGUAAUUGGCUAUUUUAUCUGAAAAUGCUCCAUUCUCAAGUUAUGACCUGUUUUCUGAACAAUUCACUUUCAGCUACCUGGACUGUCACCACGACCACACCUUCCAGAAGAUUGUCAACCUGCUCAUAGAUCUGAAUCCGACGGACGUGGAACUCAAUUACAUGCUCACCGAACUCUGUCUCCAUUACGCCGGAAAACGGCAUCAAGGGGAAGUGCUCGAAUUGACGGAUAGGCUUCAAGAAGUGGCGUCGAAUAAUUUGCACAACUAUUACGAGAAACACCUGAAACUGGCGAACUAUUCGGCAAGAUUGGCCAAAAUGAUCAAAGUGAACAACUCGAUCCGCAGAGAUUUGUGGGAGAGAUUGGAGCAGCAGACGGUCGCAAAAGUGUUCAAUAUUAUCGCUGUACACUUUUCACAUCCUGACAUGUUUGGCGAGUUUUCCUAGUUCGACGCCUCUGGCUCAGAAAUAAGCCUAUAACUCAGGAACAAAACGUUUUGGUGAUAAAUGAUCAAUUGCAAAGUUGUUCAGCACACAAUUUGCAACAACUUUUCAGUUGACUACUUUUUGAAAUCAUCAUUCGUUCCCGAGAUAUAGGUCUCCAAAAUGUACAUAUUGUAACUUCACUUUUGAAUAAAGAUCUCUGUUCAGAAAAAUAUUGUUGUUUUCCCUUUAAAAAAAAAGAUCAAGUAUUCACAUGCAAAGUACAUAUCUGUGUGCACUUCUUCAACUGUCUGUGCCCUCUUAUCGCCAGUUUCUAUGCGACACAUUCUCACUGCCACCACUUUGCUGCAGCGAUUAUCGAUUGUUUUGCGGAUGCCCGCCGCCCUUUUCCUCUCGGGACCAUGCGAAGUCUGUGGACAGCACGCGUUCGGCAGGAAUUUCGGAGUGAUGAGUUGCCGCGCGUGUGCCGCGUUUUUCAGGUAAAAAUGAUGAAAAGUGUCCAAAAUUUGAAUGAAACGAAAACAAUUGUUUCUUUUCAGAAGAGCAGCGGCAGCGUCAAAACGAAAAGUUGUCGAGUGUGACGUCGGGAAUUGUUCCAUUUUCGCCGAUGGAAAGUCAGUCAACUUCUGCGUCUUGUUUUGCUCGUAUUCCGCGUGUGUUUUUGCAGAUUUCAAUGUAAAAAGUGUCGUCUGAAACGGUGUUAUGAUGUGGGAAUGGACCCAACGAGUAAGUGAGGAGAAUCGUUGAAAGUAGAGAACGUUUUCAGAAUUUCAAACCAACCGAGAUCUCAUUUCGACGGCGAGCAAUUUUCAGCGAAAGUCUAGAGUCGCACCGACAUUAGCUCAAUUUCUGGGCCGACCCGUUUUUAUUCUCUGCUGCGAGCCCGAUCGCGUUUCACACAUUAAGACCAUGAUCGACGUCACGUUUCUCAUCGAGAAGGCUGUUUUGGUGAUGGAACAGGUAGAGAUGGACGGACGGACAAUCGCUUUGAAGAGAAUUGGCCUCUUUUGGCCCACCCGGGCUUUGCACGCUUCUUUGGUUCAAGUUUCAGAUGGAUCCGAUCAUUUUGAAGCCGAUUUGAAGCCGAAAAAGGAUCGGAUCGAUUUGAAGCCGAAAAGACCGCAGUUUUCGUAAAAGCUUGGGUCUACCUCAAAAUCAUUGCAUCGGAUCCAUCUGAAUCUUGGACCCAAUACACUUCAACUCAACGCCAAGAAGCCUGCGUGGCCCGAAAGUCCAGGCCCCGUCAGGCUUUCGAAUUGGCCUAGGAAAUUCGAGUGUGAAAACUCUUCCCUGUCAAGCUGUGUGAAUGUUCUGAAUGCAAAAAGGUCACAUGGCCGAACAAUUUUCUAGGCCAUAGUAAAUAAGUUGUUGUGUAUUUUGUUCACCUGCGCCACGGCGACCAAAAACGUAGAAAGGGGCGUGGGGCCUAGCGUGCACGGUUUAUCACCAUUUUGGCGCGAAAUUCGAAAUUUAACCCCAUUUUUCACGUUUUUCGUCAAAAAUUCCCCAAAUUUUGUACGAUUUCGACGAUGUAAUUGCAUAACUUUGUUAAACUAAUCAUCGCGCGCACUUUUUUAGCUUAAAACGAGCAGGUUUCAUUCAGAGAAUGAAUCGAUUGAAUCGAUUUUCAAGUUUUGUGCUGAAAAUGCGCGAAUUUCAGUCAUUCGCCGAUACUUUUUGCCGUUUGAACGCUUAAAAUACUUGAAUUAACGUGCUUAAUCACUUCCGACACUCACUUCGUCUCAAAACUAUCCAGAUCGGCCGGUAUGAAAAUUCCGAAAUUGCGGCGGCGAUUGGCCGCGGAGAGCGUAUUGCGAAAUAUGCCAAAAACGUCUCAAACGCGGCGUUUUCACGAAAAUUUCGAUGUUUUCUCUUUUUAAUGUCUCUUCUUUCGUCGAUAUCAAACACAAAACUAUCGGAAAAGUGCUGGAAUUGCGACAAUUUUCAGAAAACGCGUCUAAGAUUAGGCCACGCCCCUUUCUACACUUUUGCUCGCCGUGACCUUGUAAACCAAACAUAUUGUGACAUUUCAGAACGCCCAGAACCCGUACCUGGCUGACAAUUCGCUGGAAAAGAUGUGUCUGGCACUGGGCGACAUGCGCCUGAAACCGCCCGACACGAAACUGAUCCAGAUGAAGUCGUUCGGCAAAAACGAAUCGAUCGCCAUUUGGGAGGGAGAGUUUCUCGCCACCGUCCACUGGUUCUCGCACUUUCGCGAGUUCAACGAGCUCGCUCUGUUCGUGAAACUCGACAUUGUGAAGACUGGAUGGCUGCUGUGGUCGCGGCUGGAGAAACUGGCGCAGACGGCCGACUAUCGGCGAAGAAAUGUGUUCGGCGACGACACUUUUAUGGCCGGCAACGACGCGUGUUUGGACAUGAAGGACUAUGAAAUUGACAUCAGUUGGUGCACGAACUACUCGCUCGAGCAGUUGGGAUUGUGAGUCAGAGCUCGAAAACUAGAAAUUUUGAGAUGAAAUUAUCAACUACAAAGUUGUUCGACACAAAAUUUGCAAUAAUUUCUCUCUUGACAACUCUUUCAAAUAACUAUUGCUUCCCGAGAUAUAGGUCUCCAAAGAUACAGUAACAUAAUCAUGUUUGUUGUCAUCUCGGAUACUGUUUGCUCAUAGAGUCAUAACUUAAAACUGAACUAUUUUGGUACAAAAUGAGAUAUCGGGUCUCUGAAGUGAAUUUGUUUUCAGCUACGCGCUCCCCGACGUGGAAAAGAGUUGCCGUCAGUGUGUUCAAGACCUGAUCGAUCUGAGACCGUCCGAGAUGGAGCUCAACUUCAUGCUCGUCCAACUGUGUCUCUAUCACGCCGGCAAAAAGUACCAGGGUCCGGUGCUCGAGGCCACGGACCGUCUCAUUCAGAUUCAGGCCGACAGUCUGCACGAAUAUUACGUUAAUAAGCGGAAAAUGCCGCAUUAUUCGGCCAGACUGACCCGACUUAUGAAGAUCAAUCAGAGCAUCGAACGGGACAUUUGGGACCGAAAGGAGCGGAACGAUAUCGCCCGUCUUUUUAAUAUACUGUCCAUCGAGUUUUCUCAUCCCGAAAUGUUCGAGGGGUCUUGA
Molecule: messenger RNA, 4743 nt
Organism: Caenorhabditis sp. 36 PRJEB53466
Lineage: Eukaryota; Metazoa; Nematoda; Chromadorea; Rhabditida; Rhabditidae
Source: the annotation of a GenBank genome assembly